UAAAACCUUUGUCCUACUGUAAAGAAGCAAAAGAGGAAAAGAAACAAAAGUAAGAUGAUCAGAGGAAUAUUGAGAAGGGGGGGAAGACCGAAUCGACAAAGGUUGAAUGGUUUUUCGCACAAUUUGAACGCUGGGGGACGCUUUUCGAGUUCAUCUCCUCGUCUCCAGAGAGCAAUAGAUGAAUCCUUUCGAAAAAGAUGGUCUAGUGGUAGCAACUUUCAAUGGUCGUCAUCCUUAGUACUUCCCGCUGCUGUUAUAGCAGUAGGUGCUGGCUCUUUACUUUCGCAUGGAAAAUUCGAAGAGAAUCCCUGGACGAAGGAAAAAGUGUUGUUCCUUAAAUCAAUGUCGAUGAACACCACUAAACUGGAGGAUAUUCAUCAGGAAGAAGAGAUCGAGGACGAUGAUACGACAGAUGUCAUUAACUGGAGUGGAACGCACAAGGUCACGGUGAAAAACAAGAAUUUCUUUGAACCAGAAAGUAUCGAGGACGUAGAAAAAAUUGUGGAAGAUUGUCAGAAACGAGGCCAAACAGUUCGCCCUCUCGGUUCCUCUCUAAGUCCAAAUGGAGUUGCCUUGAACAAGGAUGGAAUGAUUAGCAUGGCUAACCUGGACAGGGUUCUUAAUAUUGACACAGAAAAUAAAACUGUCACCGUUGAGGCAGGGAUUCCUGUUAGAGAGGUACGUAAUGUGUUCGGUUCGCAGUAUUUUUUUCUCUGAAUCGUCAUUUCACCAUCUUCGUUUUGUCCGUACUCCGCCCACUGCCAAAACAUCGAAAUGACAUUCAUUUUUGGCUUGGCAUGGAUCAGGUCGUUGAAGCAUUGCGACCAUACAAUCUAACUCUUCCUAACUUGGCAUCUAUUGCAGAGCAACAAAUGGGGGGAUUUACUCAAGUUGGUGCCCACGGAACGGGAAAGAGAAUUGCGCCCGUUGAUCAUUACGUCACAAAAUUGAAAAUGGUCACCCCUGGAAAAGGAACAAUUGAGUUGACGAGAGAUAAGGACGGAAGGCUGUUCGAGCUCGCUCGGUUGGCACUUGGGUGUUUGGGUGUCGUUGUCGAAAUCACGAUGGAGUGUAUUCCUGCUCACAAGCUAAUAGAACACACGUUUGUAAUGACAAGAGAGGAGGUCAUGUCAAAAAAGGCGGAACUAUUGGAGAAUCACAAACACACCAGAUUCAUGUGGAUUCCUUAUACCGACGCUGUAAUCGUGGUCACCAACGAUGAAUUUGAUCCAGCAGAACACAGUGCGCAUCCUGAUAUGUCUGCCUCAGACAAGGAGAAAGGAAACCCUCUUAGAGAUCUAUUGCAACAGUUGUACGUGGAAAGCGGUAGAAAUUUUCCAGAAGAUGAUGUAAAAGGAAUGGGGUUUGGAGAACUUCGAGGUAGGAUGCGAUACUAUUCUAGAAUAAUGUCUGGAAUUUGGACUUCUCAUACUUAUCUAUUUAUUCAUUUUCAUUGGAACAGAUUCUCUACUGGCUUUCGCGCCCUUGGAUGUCGCACACGUGAAACGAUGUAACAAGGCAGAAGCCGAAUUUUGGAAGCAAAACGAAGGGUACCAAAUAAAACCAAGUGAUGAGUUACUCCAGUUCGACUGCGGUGGUCAGGUAAAUAUAUGUGCAACUCGUCAAUGUGGUCGGCAGAGUGGAAGAAAAAAACUCAAAAUGUGUGUUUUGACUUUUUCUAAUUUCUGAAAUGAAUCAAACAGCAAUGGGUUUACGAAGUUUGCUUUUCAACAGGUACACAAGACGAGAACAACAACAAUGACAUGAUAUUCAUGGAAGAGUUGCUCAGAAAAAUCGAGGAGAACGAUAUUCCUGCGCAUUCACCAAUCGAACAACGCUGGACUUCUGGUUCGUCCUCGCCAAUGUCACCAGCCUCUGGAAGUGAAGAAAGUUUGCAUACGUGGGUAGGUAUUAUCAAUUAUCUCCCAUCAGAGGACCUAAAGCAGCGAAGGGAUAUUACCCACUUAUUCAACACAAAGUACACAGAUCUUGUUCGUCAAAUCGGGCGCCCUCUGAAGUCGGUAAGCCACUGGUCAAAGCUAGAAAAGCCACUCUCUGUUUGGAAAGCGGUGGAACUGAAGUCACUCUACUUGGAACGAUUCCCUUUAGCCGAAUUCAAUACUCUGAGAGGAAUCUACGAUCCUGAUAAUAUCCUGUCAAAUCCACUAUUGGAUCUAGUCCUUGGAAAUCCAAUACCAUCCGACGAAGAAUAAAAAUGAAGUUUUCAAUCUUUA
Messenger RNA from Pseudo-nitzschia multistriata, 2234 nucleotides. The record is from the annotation of a GenBank genome assembly. Lineage: Eukaryota; Bacillariophyta; Bacillariophyceae; Bacillariales; Bacillariaceae.